Molecule: messenger RNA, 2639 nt
Organism: Pan troglodytes (chimpanzee)
Lineage: Eukaryota; Metazoa; Chordata; Mammalia; Primates; Hominidae
Gene: MANEAL
Product: mannosidase endo-alpha like
Exons: 4
Coding region: 337-1710 (457 amino acids)
Molecular function (GO): alpha-mannosidase activity
Source: RefSeq, a predicted model, not a curated record
AGGCGCCACCACCUGCCGCCGAGGCAGCCAGGCGACUCUUCUUUCGCGGGUCACGCGGCCUGACUCAGGCCCCUGCUCCUGUGGCCCCGAAACUCGCCGUUCGCUGGGCCUUGCGUUGCACUCGGCGUCCAGUUCCCCCUCGGCUCGCGGCCACUUGGUCCGCGCCGCCUGCGUCCUGUGUGCCGAGCCCGCCCGCACUGCGGGGACAGGCCGGGCGCCGCCCACGCCGCGCUCUGCCGGGCGCACAGUCUGCCUGGGAAGCGCGCGGCCGGGCGGGCGGCCAUGGCGCGGCACGCUGGGAGGUAGCGCGGCGGCUGCAGGAGCGCACAGUCGGCCAUGGCCCGGCGGCGGCGCCGCGCCUGCAUCGCUCUGUUCCUGGUGCUGCUCUUCGCCUUCGGCACCCUCAUGGGUCUGCGCACGCUCAAGGCUCCGGACGGACUCCCGGCGCUGGGCCCGGGCCUGGAGCUGGCGCCCUUUGAGCGACGCCCAGAGGGGGCCCCCGCGCCCGCUCCCAGGGCCCCGGCAGCCCCUGCCGCGCCGCCCCCGCCGCCGCCGCCGCCCCGCACCGCGGACCCUGGCGGCUCCCCUGGGCCGGCACCCGCGGAGGCCGAGCCCGCCCCCGUGCAGAGCCUGCGCGUCUACUCGGACCUGCACGCCUUCUACUACUCGUGGUACGGGAGCCCGCGGAGCGAGGGCCACUACAUUCACUGGGACCACGUCAUGGUGCCGCACUGGGACCCCAAGAUCUCGGCCAGCUACCCCCGCGGCCGCCACAGCCCCCCAGACGACUUGGGCUCCAGCUUCUACCCGGAGCUGGGGCCCUACAGCUCCCGGGACCCCGAAGUGCUGCGGGAGCAUAUGACCCAGCUCAAGGAAGCCGCCAUCGGCGUCCUGGUCCUGUCCUGGUACCCACCUGGCAUGGCUGAUGAUAACGGGGAGCCCUCAGAUGACCUGGUGCCCGCCAUUCUGGACACUGCCCAUCAGUACAGCAUCCAGGUGGCCUUCCACAUCCAACCCUACAAGGGCCGGGAUGACAUCACUGUACAUGACAACAUCAAGUACAUCAUUGACACGUAUGGCUCCCAUGGUGCAUUUUACCGCUAUAAGAACAGCAUGGGCAAGAGCCUCCCACUCUUUUAUAUCUACGACUCAUACCUGACGUCCCCUGAGGCCUGGGCCCACCUCCUGACACCAAACGGGCCCCAUUCGAUCCGCAACACGCCCUACGAUGGGGUCUUCAUAGCGCUGCUGGUGGAGGAGGGCCACACCCACGACAUCCUGGCUGCCGGAUUUGACGGCAUGUACACCUACUUUGCCUCCAAUGGUUUCUCCUUUGGUUCUUCCCAUCAGAACUGGAAAGCUGUGAAGAACUUUUGUGAUGCCAACAACCUCAUGUUCAUCCCCAGUGUGGGGCCUGGCUACAUAGACACCAGCAUUCGGCCCUGGAACAACCACAAUACGCGCAACAGGGUCAAUGGCAAGUACUAUGAGACGGCCCUGCAGGCGGCCCUGACAGUGAGGCCCGAGAUCGUUUCCAUUACCUCCUUCAAUGAGUGGCACGAGGGCACCCAGAUUGAGAAGGCCAUUCCCAAGAAGACACCCACCCGCCUGUAUUUGGACUACCUGCCUCACCAGCCCAGCCUGUACCUGGAGCUGACACGCCGCUGGGCGGAGCACUUCAUCAAAGAGAAGGAGCAGUGGCUCAUGUGAGGGGCCUGUAAAUGGGCGUGAGGUGCUGAUGUCCUUGCCUUGCUGGAAGAUGUCACCGUGUGGGGUUCAGCUGAGGUUGUAGCCACUCACUCGUUCCCAGGUCAGAGGUCAGCAGAUGGGUGUUUCUGGGUGGGCCGUCAGGCAUGGGCCUGUGCAACACAGAGCCCGUUCCUCAGGCGAGUGGUGCUGAGGUGCUCUGUGGUGAUGGGAACGGCAGAAGCUGGCAGGUGACUGAACUUAGCCCAGGGCAGCUCCACAUCCUGGGAACACUUUCAUGUAACCCCUUCUAGUUUUGAACUCUGCAGCAGGCUGGUGCUGUGUAGUGGCCACCCAGUCACCACCCUUGGAAGGGUGUCAGGGUCUGGGCUCGCAUGCACCCUGCUCCCUUCUGCCAGCCUGCAUCCUCUCCUCAGGCCUCCUUCCCACAUCAUCUGUCUUCUCUAAGUUAGGGAACCAUAUUUGAGACUUUCAGAAAGGGAACUUCUAGGUUUAAGCUCCUCCCAGUAGAUUCCUGAACCCAAUUAUCAGGAAAUCAUCCUGAGCACUCACAGGUUCAUUUAACACUCACUCAUCAAGCACCUUCCUAUGUGCUAGGUGCUGGGGAAAACUUGACCAAGGAAGAGUUCCUGUCCUGAAGCUUCCAGGACCCAGCUUUCCUUUUCUGGUGUGGCCUUGUAGCUAGUGCCUGGGCACAGGUGUUUUUCUUUUUGCAGUUUUACCUAGUGCUGGGAGUUCAGUUCAUUUCCUCUAAAAAAAUACCUCUGUGCUCCAGAGCCUAAUUUUUCUCAGAUGCAUAUUAAGCUCUAGGGAGAGGACUAGGAGGAAAUCCCCCUCCCUUUAGCUGCCUGAACUGACUGAGGCCCACUCACUAGAGCCAUGUUCAGUGCUACUGUGAUUAGUAGUAAUUAAAUAUGAACUGGUAUUCUCAA